AUGGCAUCAGAAGUGGCCCUUAAAAAUGUAGACAACGCUUGCGAAACAGCUGAAGAAUUCACAAGAGUGUUUUAUAAACAAGUGGAUAACAGCAGACAUUUAACCUCCAAAUUAUAUCUCGAUACUGGACUUUUGGUUUGGAACGGAAAUGGGAUCAAUGGAAAUGAUAAAAUCCAGAAAUUUCUUAUGGACUUGCCUGCUAGCAAUCAUGUAUUGAAGACGCUAGAUGCUCAGCCUAUUUCAGAAAAUGUUGUGUCAAACAAACUCACAUAUCUCAUCCAGGCAUGUGGAGACGUUACUUACCAGAACGACGAUGGAAAGAAACCUUUUCAACAGACCUUUCUCAUUGUAGCAGUUGAUGGGAAAUGGAAAAUAGCAUCGGAUUGUUUCAGAUUACAAGUACCAUAUAAUCAAAGUUAA
Danaus chrysippus (African queen) is the source of this 420-nucleotide messenger RNA. NCBI's taxonomy places the organism in Eukaryota, Metazoa, Arthropoda, Insecta, Lepidoptera, Nymphalidae. The record is from the annotation of a GenBank genome assembly.